Molecule: messenger RNA, 2124 nt
Organism: Suricata suricatta (meerkat)
Lineage: Eukaryota; Metazoa; Chordata; Mammalia; Carnivora; Herpestidae
Gene: RCN1
Product: reticulocalbin 1
Exons: 8
Coding region: 1-1086 (361 amino acids)
Cellular component (GO): endoplasmic reticulum
Molecular function (GO): calcium ion binding
Source: RefSeq, a predicted model, not a curated record
AUGCUUGACCGUGGUGCCUGGCACGAGAAGGCCUUCCCCAGUGGAUCCCCAAAUCUGGGUUCUGGCCCUCUGAUGUACCCCCAUCAUACUGAAUGCCUUCCUCCCGUAGCACUUAUUACACUGAUUUGCUACAGAGCCCUCCAGUCCCCAGCCCAGUUCGCCUGGGCCCGCCCCUCGCGACGAGAUCGCGGGGAGGGGCCGAGUCGAAACCCGAGCCCCGCGCCCACCGCCCGGGCUGGCGACGUGGCUCGGCCUCCCCGGCCUCCCCCCGCAGCCCGGCGGCCAAUGGGCGCGUCACACAAGCCUUGUGGGGUUUGUUUGUUUGUUUGUUUGUUUGAAUACAGGAAGAUUGUUGAUCGAAUUGACAGUGAUGGGGACAGCUUUGUUACUACUGAGGAACUGAAAACUUGGAUCAAGCGAGUGCAGAGAAGAUACAUCUAUGAUAACGUCGCUAAGGUCUGGAAGGAUUAUGAUCGGGACAAAGAUGACAAAAUUUCCUGGGAAGAAUACAAACAAGCCACCUAUGGUUACUACCUAGGAAACCCUGAAGAGUUUCAAGAUACUUCAGAUCAUUACACCUUUAAAAAGAUGCUGCCACGUGACGAGAGAAGGUUCAAGGCUGCAGAUCUCGAUGGUGAUCAGAUAGCCACUCGGGAGGAGUUCACAGCCUUUUUGCACCCUGAGGAGUUUGAGCAUAUGAAGGAAAUUGUGGUUUUGGAAACUCUGGAGGACAUCGACAAGAAUGGGGAUGGGUUUCUGGAUCAGGACGAGUAUAUUGCGGAUAUGUUUUCCCACGAGGAGAACGGCCCUGAGCCAGACUGGGUUGUGUCAGAACGGGAGCAGUUUAAUGAGUUCCGGGAUCUAAACAAGGACGGAAAGUUGGACAAAGAUGAGAUUCGCCACUGGAUCCUGCCUCAAGACUAUGACCAUGCUCAGGCUGAGGCCAGGCACCUGGUGUAUGAGUCAGACAAAAACAAGGAUGAAAAGCUAACCAAAGAGGAGAUAUUAGAGAACUGGAACAUGUUUGUCGGAAGCCAAGCUACCAAUUAUGGGGAAGAUCUCACAAAAAAUCAUGAUGAGCUUUGAUACAUACAGCAGACCGUCGGAGGCUUUCUUUCAUAUCCUGGAUGGUUGCUACAAUUGUCUCAUUUGCAAAAAAAAAAAAAAAAAGCAAAUUUAUAACCUCAGAUUGGGGUUAAAAUUGUUUUUCAUUCAGUAUUUACUGGAAAAUCGUUACUGCUAUUCUUCCAGUAAGACUUCUCUCCAAACACGUUAGAACCUGGGUAAAUUGCAAUGCUCUGUGGGGAUACUUGCUAGAAACGAUUUUUCGGCUUUUCCAUUAAACAUAGACUAAAGGGGAAGGAAAUUUGAAAGAGCCCCUAUAUUCAGAAGUUGGGUGGGUUGGGGGCAAUGUAGGAAGCGACUGCUAUGUAUUUUAACUGCACAUUUUUUUUGCAUUUGCCACUGUUGAACGGCUGGUUCACUGAUGGAACUACAGUGGUGUUUUCCUGUGUAGGCUUAUUUCAGAGCACGCCUAAUAUACCAGAUUCUUCCUUCCUGUCUUUGUACUCUGAGCUCUCACUGUAAAUGGUAUAUAAAACCUCCGUGCAUUUUCCUGCACGGACCUGCUAAUGUGCACAACAGAUCCCUAUCUUUGUGGUUUUUGUUUUUACAUUAAAAAGCAAUCAAGAAAGAUAAUGUGAAAAAGAAAGGAAUUUUAGAGGUAGGGAAACGUGAAUGUCAGGCAUUCAAAGAGCUAUAGGAAAAUGAUAAACACUUUAUUAUACUUGAGAACAUUUUCAUGACAUAUAAAUGAGGUAGGUAGGUCUGAUCUUGGAAGAAGUGAAUAGAAACACAACCCAUUUCCUCGCUGCUCACCAAUAGGAAUGAGGCAGUGGGGUCCCGGGGAAGUGCGGCUUGUGGAGCCCUGGAGUCUGUGCUGUCUGGUCCUGGUGAGUCCGCGACCCUCGGAAAUGCCCCCAGGACUCUACACCGUGCAAUUAGGACACGUGAUGCUCCAAGCCAUUGGCUGAACUGGUAGAAACAACUUUUACAGGUUGAAAUUUCACCUUGUAAGUAGAAAGCGAACAAAAUAAAGGAUCCCGCUGAGGAUUUUCUACUGUG